AUGCCUGCCGACUCCUCGGCAGUGUUCACUGUGACGCCGGCAGAGAAGGCGCUGUUUUCAGCCGGGCUGUCCUUUGCGCGCACCAAAAAGGUCCCGACGCCGCGGCAGGAGCGCGUUGACAGCAGCGGCAACAGUGGAAGCAUCAGUCACCGAUGCAUCCCGGCUGCAGAAUGCCACGAGGCAGACGUGACAUCAAACGCCUACACAUCUUUUGAAUCUUCCGUUGACUCGACCAACGGCAGGGGGACGCAGGAGCGUCAUCGCAUACGUCCGCUCUGCAGUUUUUUGGAACUUUACAGGAUACGGGCAUGUUUGGGACAUGGAAGUUAUAGCGUCGUUUUUGAGGUUGUAAACCGCAAAACUAAGGAACGAAAGGCUGCAAAGUUCCUUGUUUCAACCGACAAACUGCUCGCUGGAAGGAAAAGUGGGAACGAAGCCAGUGACGGCGCUGCUAAGGGAAAGACGGCAGUUGGGGGUGGAAGGCGUAUCAGUUGCAACACCAACACCGCGUUGAGGGCUCUUUCCGAGUCACUUGUGAAGGAAGUUGCCGUCUCGUUUAUGGCGGAUCAUCCUAAUCUGGUGCACACGACUGAGGUCUUUGUGGAGGAUGUGGAGGACUUGCGCCGACGCGUGCGGCGGUAUAACCCGCAGCUUUUAAUUGAAUCCUCUGCGUCUUCCAGCGCUUCUGCAAAGCGCAGGGUCAAGCAGGAGCCUGUCCUAGUUUUGACACAAAAUAAUACCGUGCCAACUCGUCGUUCCACGUUCUAUGACUCUGCUUCUCUUAGAAAUAAUGCAACUGGUGGUGUUCCGGAGCAGCGGCAGGGUGUGCUGCCCUCCGUGACCGUUUCUUCAGUGGUGGCGGAAUCCACCACCUCUGACACCAAUCGGUCAGCUAUUGCGAAUGCGAAGCGACAGUUGCAGGAGGGAAAGGUGCAAUGCAUUCUUGUGAUGGAAUUGUUGUCGGGCCAAGAACUCUUUACUAUAGUUUCUCGGGGUCCGAUCAACGAGGCAAGGGCGGCAUCCUAUAUGAUGGACUUGCUGUUGGCUCUUCAACACCUUCAUUCCAAGCAAAUUGUUCACCGUGAUGUAAAGGUGGAAAACAUUGUUGUUGAUCCUCAGGGUAAAGCACGCCUCAUCGACUAUGGGUUUUGUGAGGGAUUUCAUUGGCCGCGCAAGACUGCCGCAGGCAGCGGGGCAGACGCACAAACGAGGGGAGACGACAGAACCUUAACUGAAUUUUGUGGAUCUUGCCAUUAUAUAGCCCCAGAGGUUAUUCGGACUUCCAUCAUGCAGUCUCGGCUAUCUUCCACGUCGAGCGGUCCCAAGGCGCCCACCAGCUGUGCUGGUAUGAAGCUGCCUCCCAUAUUCACGGCGACAGACAGAAGGAUGGGUGGUAGCGCGACUACCCCGAACACGGUAGCUGAGAAUGAGAGGAAUAGGCUAGAGGUGCAGUCGGCCGCCUCCAUCCACACGCUCAGGAGACUUCUAUCGACUGGAAAUGUGGGAUACGGUACACCGGUCGAUUUGUGGUCGGCAGGCGUAGUGAUGUUUGUUCUCCUACACUCCAACUUUCCCUUUCAUGACACAAGCCGCUCGAAACUGCUCAAGUUGAUUAGCUCAGGCAAGCAACCAGUUCGGCCGUCUCCGCUACUCAGUAACGAUGCUAAAGACCUUCUACGACAACUCCUGACGCAUGAUGAUCGUCGUCGACUGACGGCAGCACAAGCUGUUGAGCAUGCAUGGUUCAAGCAGCUGCUGCGUAAGGAGGACAUAAAGAGGGCCGGCUCGGUUUAG
Messenger RNA from Trypanosoma rangeli, 1794 nucleotides. RefSeq names its product putative serine/threonine protein kinase. The transcript has a single exon. Gene Ontology annotation, biological process: protein phosphorylation. The record is from RefSeq and is a predicted model, not a curated record. Bases 1 to 1794 code for a protein of 597 amino acids. NCBI's taxonomy places the organism in Eukaryota, Euglenozoa, Kinetoplastea, Trypanosomatida, Trypanosomatidae. Gene Ontology annotation, molecular function: protein kinase activity; ATP binding.